This is a messenger RNA of Zalophus californianus (California sea lion), 2335 nucleotides long. It is a transcript of the gene LRMDA, whose product is annotated as leucine rich melanocyte differentiation associated. The record is from RefSeq and is a predicted model, not a curated record. Gene Ontology annotation, molecular function: protein binding. NCBI's taxonomy places the organism in Eukaryota, Metazoa, Chordata, Mammalia, Carnivora, Otariidae. The transcript is spliced from 7 exons. The coding region runs from base 70 to 993 and encodes 307 amino acids. Gene Ontology annotation, biological process: melanocyte differentiation.
UUGGGGGGAUGCUAUUCCCGGUCCCCUGGCGCCUCAGGGCGCGAUGAGAUCCUGGGGCGCCCGGGGGCCAUGGCGGAAGUCAAGGGGUCAGGCCAUUCCGGGACGCUGGGGGCCACCUGUGGCGGCGCGUGGCGGGGGGCGUGCCUAGGCUCACCCGCUCGAGGGCCCGCCGAGAGCAAGCGGCGGGCGCAGCUGAGCCCAAGUCCCAGCACCCGGCCCGCGCCUCGGGCUUCCGCCGGGUCAGCUGACUACUUAAGUGCGGAACUGCGCGCCCCGCCGUGCUGCCAGCCGCCGCCGCGCUCUGCGCUCAGUGCUCGGCUCUCGGUGCUCCGCGCCUGCCCUCGGUGCUCCGCGCCGCGCGUCCGCCCAGUCGUCAUGGCCGGGCUCGUGGUCAGUGGAACUCAAGUGUCCUACAUAGGCCAGGACUGCAGAGAAAUUCCAGAGCACCUUGGCAGGGACUGUGGACAUUUCGCAAAGAGGCUCGAUCUGAGCUUUAACCUUCUGAGGUCACUGGAAGGACUGAGCGCGUUCAGGAGCCUGGAGGAACUCAUCUUGGACAACAAUCUGCUCGGGAACGACCUCAUGUUGCCAGGGUUACCCAGGCUUCAUACCUUAACCCUCAACAAGAACCAGAUCACUGACUUGGAGUGUCUUCUUGAUCACCUGGCAGAAGUGACACCAGCGUUGGAGUACCUCAGCCUGCUGGGUAAUGUGGCCUGUCCCAACGAGCUGGUCAGCUUAGAAAAGGAUGAGGAAGACUACAAGAGAUACAGAUGCUUUGUUCUGCACAAGCUGCCCAAUUUGAAGUUUCUGGAUGCCCGGAAAGUAACCAGACAAGAACGAGAGGAAGCUUUGCUCAGAGGGUCAUUCAUGAAGGUGGUGAAGCCCAAGGCUUCCAGUGACUGCAUCACGGCCUCUCCAGUGCACCACUAUACACCCCUGCCUUCUGCUUCCAGGGAUCUCACCAAUCAUCGAGAUGAAAAUUUGCAUUAACAAGGAGGAAGCUUUGCAUGUAUAACGGAAAAUUAAUUUUGAAAAUUUUGUCAUGAGAUGAAACACAAAACUUUUUGAUAAAGCCUGGAGUCACAGAAACACUGCUCAUUUGCAUUCUUCUUUGGCUCAUCAUUCCUGAAAAUGAUCUUUGUGAUAAUGGAAGAAGCACUGAAUCAGAAGAACUGAAAGCCAACCAUAGCUUUUUCCUAUAAUAAUUUUAUCUUUUUGAAUGCAUUUUUUUAAUCUUUCUAAAUCUUAUUUGCUUCAUCUGUGGACUGGGGGUAAUAUAACCUAUCUGUUAAUAAUAGGGAUUAAAUGAAUGAUGAAUUUAAAGCACCCGGUAGAGUGUCUUGCACACAGAAUGAAUGAGUAUCUGAUGCUGUGAAGGGCUAUGGAUGUGCCAUGUUUCUGGGGGACAAUCUGCCUCCAUCUCCAGGGACAUGCCUGAUGCAGAAGACAAUUCUACCAAAAGAAAACUCAAAACAGAGAACGUUUAUUAUGUUAAUGGUUAGAUGGCCUAAGGACUUAUUAUGUUCAGGGGCAGAAAUUUUGUUAUGUCUUUUCCUGUUAAUGUUAGAAAGAAAAUCCUCACCCCAUUAGAAUCACUCAUUGUAGUGCUGCUCAACAUGUCCCAAGCCCUUCCUGCCCUUGAGAAUCUGCCCAGCCUCUAUGCUGUAGCUGUCAGGGACUGUAACUGCCUUUAACGUCCAAGAGUGAUUGGUAGAUAUCAUGCCACAUGGUCCCUAGAAUACAUGGGCAUAGGUCAUUCCAGAUAGGAAGAUGAGACAUGUGAAUUGAAUUGCAGAAGUGAGAGUGGAUAUCCCAUCUUGUUCCUAAUGGAGGGAAAGCACUCAGUCUUACCAUUUUCAGUAUGAUGUUAGCUGUGGUUUCUGUAGGUGACCUUUAUCAGAUUGAGGAACUUCCCUUUUAUUCCUAUGUUUUUGAAAGGUCUUAUCAUGAAAGAAUUUUGAAUUUUGUCAUUUUUUCUGCAUCAGGUGAUAUGAUUAUAUUUUUCUCAAUCUGUUGAUGUGGUAUAUUAAAUUUAUUUUUAAAUAUUGAAACAACCUUGCAUUUCUAGGAUAAACCCUACUUGGUCAUGAUGUCCUAUACUUGCUGUGUACUGCUGGAUCCAAUCCUCUAAUACUUUAUUACAGAUUUUUGCUUGCAUAUACACGAGGAAUAUUGUUCUGUGGUUUUCUUUCCUUGUAAUAUAGUUACCUAGUUUUGGUAUCAGUAUAAUGCUGGAAGCAAUAAAAUAAAUUGGAAAGUAUUCCCACCUCGUCAAUAUUUUGGAAAAGUUUGUGGAGAAUUGAUAUUAUUCUUUGAUAAAUCCUUGGUUGAA